Molecule: messenger RNA, 952 nt
Organism: Triplophysa rosa
Lineage: Eukaryota; Metazoa; Chordata; Actinopteri; Cypriniformes; Nemacheilidae
Product: vascular endothelial growth factor receptor 2-like
Exons: 4
Coding region: 71-886 (271 amino acids)
Source: RefSeq, a predicted model, not a curated record
UGUCAGGAGCAGAUUCAUAUCACAUUUCUGAUUGUUUUCAAUAUCAGUUCUCAGAAUUGUGGAGUGUUAUAUGAAACUGCUGGAGAACAUGUUUGCAGUGAUGUUGUGUUUGUGCUGGUGGAGUCUGCUGGGUGUGUUUUGUGAGUCUGUGUCAGUGACUGAAGGAGAUUCUGUGUCUCUGUCUGUGAGUCUCACUGAACAUCAGAAGAAGGGGAUCACAUGGAAGUUUGGAGCUGCAGAAGUAGCUCAACUCAGUUCUGGCAGUAUGAUCUUACCUGAUGAUCGACGACCUGAUGGGAGAUUUAAACACAGACUCGAGCUUCACAAGACUGGAUCUCUCACCAUCAAGAACAUCAGAAGCUCAGACGCUGGAUCUUAUCAAGUGACUGAAACCAGCAGUGAUCAACAACUCCAUAUAUUCUAUAUAACUGUCUAUGCUCGUCUGCCUGUUCCUGUCAUCUCCAGAGUCUCUUCACAAUGUUCUUCAUCAUCAGAUUGUGUUGUAUUGUGUUCAGUGAUGAAUGUGACACAUGUGAGUCUCUCCUGGUACAAAGGAAAGAGUUUAUUGUACAGCAUCAGUGUGUCUGAUCUCAACAUCAGACUCUCUCUACCUCUGGAGUGUCUGGAUGAUUCUUACAGCUACAGUUGUGUGCUGAACAAUUCCAUCACAAACCACACACAACAUCUCAACACUGAUGUCUGUCACAAGUGUUCAGAUCCUGUCUCAGAAUCCUUCUGCUGCUGUGGUUUUACUGAAGCUGUGAUCCGAUUGGUCGUCUCUGCUCUGGUGGGCGUGGCUACUGUUGCUGUUCUGGUUUAUGACGUCAGAUCCAGAAGAGAUGAACAGAAGAAGAAGAGAUCAGACAUUCAGUUAAAUGAUCAAUGAAUGAAUCUGUAAUUCUGUUAUCAGGAUGAUGAGGAGAUUUUCUGCAGUGAAGCACUUUACAAUCCA